UCGCCGCCGACGCAGGACCGCUGCCGCAGCCGACGGCUGACCAAGCAGGCGCGCGCCAAACAGGGCCGCGCGCGGUCGGAGACCAUCGCCGAGAUCCUGCAGACGUCACCGAACUUCCUGAGCGAGGACAAGCCUCCGAAGCGAAUGAUCGACAGCCUUGCCUCACCAGAUCUGAACGUAGCGCCGCGCCCCAGUGUACUGCUGCCAUCUACCGUCAAACAAGACGGCAACAGUGCCUACCUGACCGACUACUCCAUCAAGCGGGAGGAGAAGUUGAAGGACAUCGCCGACUCGCUGACGCGGCCCCGGCCCACACGGACCCUCUCCUACCUGCAGAGCAUAGAGCACAGCAAGCUGCAGUCAACCGAUGAGAAGCCGACGCGCGAGAACGAGGACACGUUGUCGACGCGUCGCUCGCCCGUCGACGCCGACGACCCGGCCAUCGACGCCAAACACCACGAGCGCGGUGAUCCGGACGGCUGCGGACUGGACGCCACAGACGGUUGCUAUAGCAACCACAAUGACCUGCGCGUAGACCUUCCUGCGGAAGAUCUGCUACGCAUCAAGAAAGGCUGGCUCAUGAAGAUGAAUGAGAAAGAGACGUGGAUCAAGCACUGGUUCGUGCUGCGCGGUCCGAGCUUGACCCUGUACCGGGACACGGCCGCCGAAGACAACAACGUCAUGGACGGGGUCAUCGACCUCAGCCGCGCUCAGCGGGUGGAGGAAUGCGACACGGACAAGAACUACGGCUUCCAGAUCACGACGUGGGACGGCAGCGUGAUCCAGCUGUCCGCCAUGACGUCUGGUAUCCGCGGCAACUGGAUCCAGGCGCUGCGUGGCUCGGCCCAUCUGCCCGACGCCGGUCACCGGCUCUCGCUGGGCGAGCGGCUCGAGCGCCAGCUGGCCGACUCGGCCAGGAAGCCGCGCUACACGACGGCCGAGCGCGACACGGCGACGGUGGCGCCGGCUGGCGGGCUCCAGGCGACGCCACCGUCGUCGGACGAGGAGUAUCGCACGGCCUCGGAGACGUCCGGCGGCCUGGACGAGGAGGAGCCGAGCGACGCUGAGGGCCGGGGCCGGCUGGCGGGCUCGCCGCCGCCCGCCCGCGGCCCCCUCUCCAGGGCAAAAGACCGGGCGCGCUCGCGCUCCACGUCCAGCACGCGCUCCAACAAGCGCUCGCGCUCCUCGCCGCCCACCUCGCGACGCAACACGCGAGAGGACUUCCCGUGCAUGGAGGAGUUGAGCUCGUCCAUCCAGACGCUGGAUACCCCCGGUGGUGGCGGCGUAGACUCGCCCUUCAAGCGCUCCUGGCGACUCGGCAGGGAGUCGCUGCGGUCGUCACUGCGCCCGGAGAGUAUGCUGUCGGACCGGCUGGACGCCCGCGAGACCUACGCCAGCUGCCUGGACCGGUCCAAGCUGCGGUCAUCGCUGCGCACUAUGCCGACCGAGCCACCAUCUCGUGGCGACCCGGCCGGCGCUAGUUCGCGCGAGCUUACCAGGCUGCGCCAUCGUCUGGACGCGCUGGAGGUUGAGAAGGACGAGGCUGAGCGGGACGCGCGACGCGCCACCGCCGCUGAGGAGAGCCGCUCGCGCGAGCUCACCGAAUGGCGCACGCGCGCCUCGAGCCUGGAGCAGCAACUGAGUCAGCUUCUACAGCAACUGCAGCGGCAGGAGCGCGAGCUGGCCGAAAAGACAGAGCAGCUGCAGCAGCUGCAGAUGCUGGAGACGAGGUACCACGAUCUGCUGGACCAGUACGAGGAAGUGCAGGCGGCCAAGGAGGGCCACGCCGACGACGAGCAGUGGCGGCGGCAUUAUGAGAAGCUCGAGGAAAGGUACCUGAAGGACCACGCCGACUGGGAGCAGAAGCUGGCCGAGACCGAGCACCGGCUGCAGGAGCUGCUGGAGGCGCACGAGGCGCACGCUGAGACCGAUCGCACUGUCCACCAGCUCACCGUGCAGCUCAGGCAGGCGGAGGCGCAGAUGCGCUCGCUGGCGGACCAAGUGGAGGCGGCGCAGAGCUCGCGCCAGCAGGAGGUGCGCCAGCUCAGGGAGGAUGCCGCCGCUCGCCAGACAGAGAUGUGCCGUCUGCGUGACGAGCUGGAGGCGCAGCAGACCACCAAGGACGCCAUCAAGCAGGACAAGUCUGAAGUGUACAAGCUGAAGGACCUAGUGCACGAGCUGCGUUCUCUGCUGGAGGAUCGCUCCUCGGAGUUGGAGAAGCAGCGCAGGGAGGCCCGCGAAGCGCGCCAGGAGCUGGUGAGCGUGCGCCAGGAGCUGGAGACGGUGCGCGCACGACUUCAGCAGGGGAUCGAGGAGAACGAGGCACUGACGGCGCGUGUGCGGGAGUUGCGCAACAACCCGCCGCUGGCGGCCAGUCCAGCUCUGGGCACCUCCAGGGAGCGGUUCUCGUCACGGCGUCAGCUGCAGAUCGCCAGGAUCGCCUCGCUCAGCGACUUGACGGCCGGCAUCGAGACCGACACGGACGGCAUGAGCCGGCAGAGAUUGCGGGAGGAGUACGACUCGCUGCUGGAGCGGUUCGAGAAGGCUGUCAGCGAGAUCCGCGCUCUGAAGCGCCAGCUGCGCGAGGUGCAGGGGGAACAGGACCGGGCUGAGCUGGAGGCCGCCCGGCUGGCCAGCGACCUGGAGGGCAAGGACGAGACGCACGCGGCGGAGGCAGCCCUGAUGCGUGAUCGGCUGCAGGACCUCACCGCCAAACUGGCCACCUCCGAGAAACAGGCGCGCCAGCUUAAGCAGAAGAUGACCAAGGGCGACGCGCGCGACCGGCGGCGCACCUCCUCCCUGAAGGGGCGCGAGUCGUUCUCUAUCCCGCUGGAGUUGGAGGCCAAGCUGGCGGCGCUGGAAGCGCGCGUGGCGGCCUGGGACGGCGGUGCGCCGACGCCUGCCCUCCGCACGCCGGCCACGCCGGUCGCCGCCCAGGCCACGCCAGUCGCCGCCCCGGUCACGCCCGUCGCCGGCUCGGCGACGCCCUCCGCCGGCUCUGAGCGUGAGAGCUCGCCCGGGAAGGCCUCGGCGCCGGCGCCGGCGGUGGAGGCAGCACCAGCGGCAGCGGCGGCGGCCGACGGCCGUGCGCGCCGUUCGCGCAGCUUUGAGGAGUCGACCAAGGCGUCGCGGCUGCGCCGCAAGAGCCUAGACGGUGUGACAUCAUCUGACUCGUUGCGCGUCAUCAUGCGCGUGAACGCGCUGGAGCAGCGCGUGGCCGGUCGCGUCAAGAAGUCGCCGUCUCCGCCGCGCCGUUCGCCGGCGCCGGCGCGCAAGGCGCGCGCGCGCUCUGCGGAGCAGCGCUCGGCCUCUCCGGAGCGGACCGAGGAGCGCGCGGCGCGGGGCGACGUUAGGCUCCGGCUGCGCAAGUUGGAGGGUCUGGUGCGUCAGGUGCGCGAACAGCUGGACUCGUGCGUCGACGAGAUGCGAGCAGCCGAUCUGCCACAGAUGUCGCCGGUGUGCGCACGGCUGGCCGAGACCUCGGACCUGCUCGCCGGCCAGCGGCCGUCGGCGCCGGAGGGCGUGCGAGUGCUGGUCGAGCGCAUCCACCAGCUGCUGCUGCGCAAGGCCCAGGAGCAGGCGCAGGCGCAGGCGCAGCUGAAGGCGGCGCGCCGCUGGACGGCGGCCGAGCGGCGCCGGCUGGCCGCCGAACGGCUGGCUUACCAGACAGUGCUGCUGGCGUGUCUGGCCGAGGCGCUGCGGUCGGCGGCCGAGCCCGAGCCGUUCGAGCGCCAGCUGCGGCUGCGCGAGCUGCUCGAGACGCACCGCAGGGUCGGCACGCUCCGGGAGCGCCUGCAGACGGGGGCCGUCGAGAACGUCUCGAGCGGGAUGGUGGAGUCGUUCUCGGCGCUCCUAGCCGAGCGACUGGGCUCGCUGGAGGAGGCGUCGGCCGGCCUGAGGUCGCGUCAGACCCGGCCCACGCCCACCCGGCGCCCGCCGGCUGUCCAGCGCGACCGCCAGCUGCAGCAGCUGCACCAGAGCCUGCUGAAGCAGGAGGCCGAGGUGACGGCGGCGGUGGCGGCCUUCAAGGCGGACAAGCUGCAGCGUCUGGCCGAGACGCUGGCCGCCGAGACUGUGCUGAGCUGCCCGCCGCCGGCCGGCGACGACCAGCUGCUGGAAGAGGUGAAGGUUCGCGAUGCCUGGAACAUGGCGCAGCACAGCAUCAGCGAGGAGCUGGUCCAGGCCGAGAUGUCGCACAUGAUGCUCAAGUUUGUGGAGCUGUACGAGCGUGAUCUUGAGGUGGACCGGCAGCACUGCUUCUUCCUGGUGCAGGCGCAGCAGGAGGCGGCUGAGCGCAGGUACACGGUGGCCACGGAGAGUCUGCGCGCCGAGAUGGAAGAGGCGGUGAUGACGCUGAGUCGCCAGUACGAGGCGGCGCUGUCGGACCGGCUGCUCGCCGAGCUGGCCGACGUCGUGGCGCAGAAGGCCAUUGUGGACGGCUACCUGUCUGUGAUCAGUGACGAGGACGAGCCGGCGCUGGAGGUCCCGCUGGAGAUUAUCGAGGAGGACCCGGCCGAGCGCUCGGUGCCGCUGGACGCUGCGCUUCACCGUGACUCGGCGCUGGCCGUCUUCUUCGGCGAGGCGGCCGACGCCACCGACCAGGCCGAACUGCAGCACCUGUACGCGGCGGCGGUGGAGCGGUGUCGCACCGAGCUCUCCGACUAUGGCGUCGCCAUGCCGACCGGCCAGAGUCUGGACGAGUUUUGCCGGCGCACGCAGCAGACUGUGGCGGCCAUACGGACGCUGGAGCGGGAGGUGGAGAGCUUGCGACGGGUGCGCGUGCGGCCCCGCAGCGUGGACAAGGCGCGCCGCCGCGUCUCCGACAUCACGGGCAUGGUCAACAGCGGUGACAUCCAGACGGCCUCUCUGGGCGUGGUGUGUCAGGAGCUGGUGUCACUCAAGCGUCAGGAGCCGGUGUCACCCAAGUGUCAGGCGGCCGCCGCGCCCGACGGGUCCGCCCCCGAGCCCUGCCACCGCUGCGGGGAGCUGCGCACCAGGAUCGACACGUGCGUGCUGACCGUGACGGGUCUGGUGGUGACGGUGGUGCUGUGGGCGGUGUGGCUGGUGCCGCAGGGGACGAUGGUGCUGCCGGGGACGUCCACGUACGAGCGCGAGAAGGAGGCGCUGGCCAGCGAGGUGCGCCUGCUGCGCCGCCGCCUCGAGAGUCUCGAGGCCGAGUACGAGGCACAGAUCUCAGCUCUGCGCGACCAGUACGAGACGUCGGCGGGCGAGACUACCGGCCGGCCCGAGGAGGACGCGCUGGCCGAGGAGAGCAUCCGACGCCGCUACCAGGCCGAGAUCGAGCAGCUGAGGGCGCUGUGUGAGAAGGGCCUGGUGGCCAUGGAGAACUCGCACCGGCGCAUCAUCGCCGAACUGGAGGAGAAACACCGCCGCGAGCUGCACUCGCUGGAGGCGGAGAAGCAGCAGGCGCUGGCCGAGGAGACCCAGGCUACGCUGGCCGCCCUGGACGCCCUUCGCAAGGCCCACGAGACGGAGGUGCAGCGAGAGAUCUGCAAGUUCAAGGACGAGUUCAUCAAGAAGAUGCAGCCCGGCUUCGACAUCGGCAAGCUGCAGAAGGAGCACGUAGCCGAGAUGGGCGAUAUCAAGGGCGAGAUUCUCAGCCUGAGUGAGAAGUACAGCAUCAAGUGCCUUGAGACGGCAUCGCUGGAGGAGAAGGUGGACGCGCAGCACCGCAGCCUGCAGCAAGCCAACCAGCGCGUCUUCCAGCUGGACGCCAGGAACAAGCAGCUGCGGGCGCAGCUGUCGGCCAACAUUUCGGAGCUUGCCGACGGCGACCAACACUCGGCCGGCCAGCAGCUGGCGCUGGCCGAGAACCAGUUGGCGCACUCGCGCGAAGAGGCGCAGCGUCUGCACCAGGAGCUGGAGACGACGCAGAAGCUGUCCACGUACCUGCGCGCUGAGCGCCAGCUGCGCGCCGACGAAGUCAGCUCACUGCGCGACCGCCUCGAGCACAUUAUCCUGACCGCCUCCAAGUGCGAAGGAUGA
Messenger RNA from Pollicipes pollicipes, 6006 nucleotides. RefSeq names its product plectin. Gene Ontology annotation, molecular function: actin filament binding. The coding region runs from base 145 to 6006 and encodes 1953 amino acids. The transcript is spliced from 37 exons. NCBI's taxonomy places the organism in Eukaryota, Metazoa, Arthropoda, Thecostraca, Pollicipedomorpha, Pollicipedidae. Gene Ontology annotation, cellular component: actin cytoskeleton. The record is from RefSeq and is a predicted model, not a curated record.